AUGACAAGCACAGCAGCUACAACAUCAACAACAACCACCCCACCCUUCCAAUUCCCCCUCACCUACUCCUUCCCAGCCUUCUUCACCCCCCAACCCAACAGCACGACACGCACCUCCCAACUCCAGAAAUGGUCCUCCCUGAUCCAAUCCUGGUGUCGGCAUCACCGCGUCUACCGAUUAUCGUUAAUCGAAGCCAUCGAGUCCCCGUUAUUUCAUAAUGCGACGCUCCGGAAGCGCAUAUCGAUGAGCGAUGCGCGGGAUAUUCUAGACUGGAUGGCGAAGAGUGAAGAGGAAGGUGGGGGUGGGAAAAGAGCGGAAUGGAUUGAUGGUGGGAGUAAGAGUGUGGCGUGGAUUUGGUGGAAGAGGCCGGAGGAGUGGGCUGGGUUGAUUGCGGAUUGGGUGGAGAACACAGGCCAGAAAAAUGUGGUGCUUACGGUUUAUGAGUUGUUGGAAGGGGAGGCUACAAUGCCGCAGGAAUGGCAUGGGAUGGAUCCCGAUGUGAUGCACAAGUCCCUCAACGUUCUCGUGAAACGGGGCAAGGCGCAGGUCUUCGGUAGCGAGGGCCAGGAGGGUGUCAAGUUCUUCUAA
Messenger RNA from Aspergillus costaricaensis CBS 115574, 588 nucleotides. RefSeq names its product ESCRT-II subunit protein VPS25. The record is from RefSeq and is a predicted model, not a curated record. Gene Ontology annotation, cellular component: ESCRT II complex. Gene Ontology annotation, molecular function: structural molecule activity; protein homodimerization activity. The transcript has 3 exons. Bases 1 to 588 code for a protein of 195 amino acids. Gene Ontology annotation, biological process: protein transport to vacuole involved in ubiquitin-dependent protein catabolic process via the multivesicular body sorting pathway. Lineage: Eukaryota; Fungi; Ascomycota; Eurotiomycetes; Eurotiales; Aspergillaceae.